Sinocyclocheilus anshuiensis is the source of this 2022-nucleotide messenger RNA. It is a transcript of the gene adra2a, whose product is annotated as adrenoceptor alpha 2A. The transcript has 2 exons. The coding region runs from base 284 to 1441 and encodes 385 amino acids. Gene Ontology annotation, cellular component: plasma membrane. Gene Ontology annotation, biological process: G protein-coupled receptor signaling pathway. Gene Ontology annotation, molecular function: epinephrine binding; alpha2-adrenergic receptor activity. The record is from RefSeq and is a predicted model, not a curated record. NCBI's taxonomy places the organism in Eukaryota, Metazoa, Chordata, Actinopteri, Cypriniformes, Cyprinidae.
GCUCCGUGCGCGCACAGCUGAGCUGAGCGCUGGUGAUGAAGCGCUGUCUUCACAUGCUCCACCGAGGAGAUGCGAAGAAUUAAUCAUGCCGUUUUUCUCAUGCUGAGCGACUUACACUCAGGAAGAUUUCUUGGUUUCACAAGUUUGUGGGACGUAUCAGGCUUUUUUUCCACUAAGAUGCCAAAAAGUCUCUUUUGUCUUCAAUAAUACUGAAAAAAAAUGAAGUGUCAUCGACCAAAAACAUAAUUUCAAUUGUGAGAGGAAGAGAUUGUGAUUCUCAGCAAUGAGGUGUGACAAUUCGACCAAUGGGACAGAUACGCCAUACACCCUGCUGGUGGCCCUUCCUAUGAGCGUCCUGGUGGGGCUCCUCAUCCUCCUCAUUGUCUUUGGCAAUGUGCUGGUGAUCAUCGCCGUGUUCACGAGCCGAGCUCUCCGGGCUCCUCAGAACCUGUUCCUGGUGUCGCUGGCCUCUGCUGACAUAUUGGUGGCCACUCUGGUGAUGCCGUUCUCGUUGGCGAAUGAGCUGAUGGGCUGCUGGGCCUUUGGGCAGGUUUGGUGUGAAAUCUACCUGGCCUUGGACGUUCUCUUCUGCACGGCCUCAAUCACUCACCUGUGCGCCAUCAGUCUGGACAGGUACUGGUCGAUCACGCAAGCCAUCGAGUACAACCUCAAGCGCACACCGCAACGAAUCAAGCGCAUUAUUUUUAUAGUUUGGAUCAUCGCUGCCGUGAUCUCCUUCCCACCUCUUAUUACCAUGAAGAAGGAAGAGGGGAACACCUGCAAAAUCAACGAAGAAAAAUGGUACAUUGUUUCCUCUUCCAUCGGCUCGUUUUUUUUGCCUUGCAUCAUCAUGGUCCUCGUGUACAUCCGAAUCUACCAGAUCGCCAAGAAGAGAACCAGAGCGCCACCUGGGGACCGGAGGAAAAAGGAAGCGGGCAAGAAGGAGAAUGAUCCCCAUGAGAAGCUCAAUGGGAAUCCGAACCCCAAACAGGACGACAAGGGCGAGAUAAACGGCAUGGACAUGGAGGAAUCAUCCUCCUCGGACCACAAGGUCUCCAACCCUUGCUCCCUCAAGAAGAAGAGCUCAAAAGGAAAGACCAAGCUGAGCCAAAUCAAACCGGGGGACGGUGACAAGAGCGAGGUCCUCCAGACCACCAAGACCAGCAGGUGGAAGGGCCGUCAAAACCGGGAAAAGCGCUUCACGUUCGUCCUGGCGGUGGUCAUAGGUGUGUUCGUCAUCUGCUGGUUCCCAUUUUUCUUCACCUACACAUUGACGGCAUUUUGCAAACGCUGUGUACCAGAAACUCUUUUCAAGUUCUUCUUCUGGUUCGGCUACUGCAACAGCUCUCUCAAUCCCAUUAUAUACACCAUCUUCAAUAAUGACUUCCGAAGAUCCUUCAAGAAGAUCCUCUGCUGGAGAGAUAACAGGAGAGUGGUGUGAAUGGGUUGCUGUUUUUCUUUUCCCUUUAUAUAUUCCCUUCCCAGUGUAAUAUAUCACCUGGCGUUUAUGGGAAGUACUUGUGUACAGUAAGCCAACAUGUUGUGUGUCAUUAUACAAGUCUGAAGAGGAAAAAAUAGACUCUUACAUGCUUUGUACAAAUGCAACAAUGCAUGAUUAUGCAAUUACAGCACAUUGCAGAUUCGUCCAUUUCUGAAGUGUAUUGUUGUGUCGCUCUUGAUAUACAGUGAGUGGUGUAGUUUCGUAAUUCUGGUAUUUUGUCAUCCGCCAACGUUGAGGGACAUAUUCAAAGACAAUGCAUCACAAACCAUGCUGGAUGUUGUUUAAAAUGUGAAAAAAGUGCCAAAGGACUACAAACUUGGCCUUCAAGCCUUAUAAUGUGCUGCAAAACUGUCAAACUAUGCUGCAACGUGCAUGCCGAUGUGUUUUCUCGCAGGGCCAGUUUAUUUUCCCUGACAUAUUGUAUAAUUAAUUGUGAAGGUGUUGAUAUUGUUUGGUGGAUUAAUUGUAUUUUUUUAUCCCUGCCAGUAACGGUUCAUUUAAAAUCUUGCUGUGGACCAUUA